Molecule: messenger RNA, 9154 nt
Organism: Sarcophilus harrisii (Tasmanian devil)
Lineage: Eukaryota; Metazoa; Chordata; Mammalia; Dasyuromorphia; Dasyuridae
Gene: METTL14
Product: methyltransferase like 14
Exons: 10
Coding region: 637-1761 (374 amino acids)
Cellular component (GO): nucleus; RNA N6-methyladenosine methyltransferase complex
Molecular function (GO): mRNA binding
Source: RefSeq, a predicted model, not a curated record
UGCCCGUACACGCGGCCGCUCCGCGCAUGCCCGCUUCGCUCCCCUCGCGCAUGCGCCUGCCCCCUCUCCCGAAUGCCCGCCCCUCGCCGCUGCGCAUGCUCGUCCUCCUCUCAAGCCCCGCCCUUGAGCGGCUCGAGCUCCUGUCCAAGGUCCUGUGUUAGUGUUAGUGUUCUAGUGUCGAGGAGGGGAUCUCUUCUUCCAGCAUCCCCUUCCACUUCUUUCUUGCCUCCCACCGUCCCUCAAACUCCACUUCGAGGUCUCUGCGGCCUGCAGGAGCCUCAGCUCCUUCACUUCCAGAAGCCCUCCCUGGUCCUAGCUUCUUGUCUUGGAAAUCUUGGUUUCCUAUAGCGCCCUGACUAAUCUGCUAACCCUUGGAGCCUGUUUCCGCAUCUCUGAGUGAGGACGUAAGAGAAAAAGUGACGGACUCGGAAUCCACGGGCCAUGAGAUCCCGGACUUUCCCGGAGGGCAGGGACCACCUUUUACAAACUUUGCGGAUUCUCAGCACGAAAAAACAUCAAUUGAUUGCCUAGGCAAGGGCUUCUUAUGACACUUCAGCUCCAAAUGCAAAGCGCAAAUAUUUGGAUGAAGGAGAGGCAGACGAAGAAGACUUAGAGGAAUAUAAGGAUGAAGUAGAAAUGCAGCAAGAUGAAGAGAACCUGCCGUACGAGGAAGAAAUUUACAAAGACUCUAGUACUUUCCUUAAGGGGACUCAGAGCUUAAAUCCUCACAAUGAUUAUUGCCAACACUUUGUUGACACAGGACACAGACCACAGAAUUUCAUCAGAGAUGUAGGUUUAGCAGAUAGAUUUGAAGAAUAUCCUAAACUGAGGGAGCUUAUCAGACUGAAGGAUGAGCUGAUCUCAAAAUCAAACACUCCUCCCAUGUAUUUACAAGCAGAUUUAGAUGCUUUUGACAUUCGAGAACUAAAAUCCAAAUUUGAUGUAAUUCUUCUGGAACCUCCUUUGGAAGAAUAUUAUCGAGAAACUGGAAUCACUGCUAAUGAAAAAUGCUGGACUUGGGAUGAUAUUAUGAAGCUAGAAAUUGAGGAGCUUUCUGGACUGCGAUCAUUUGUCUUUUUGUGGUGUGGCUCUGGGGAGGGCCUGGACCUUGGCAGAGUGUGUUUACGUAAGUGGGGUUACAGAAGAUGUGAAGAUAUUUGCUGGAUUAAAACCAACAAAAAUAAUCCUGGGAAGACAAAGACUUUAGACCCAAAGGCUGUCUUCCAAAGGACAAAGGAGCACUGCCUGAUGGGCAUCAAAGGCACUGUUCGGCGUAGCACCGAUGGUGACUUCAUUCAUGCCAAUGUUGAUAUUGACUUAAUUAUCACAGAAGAACCUGAAAUUGGAAAUAUAGAAAAACCUGUAGAGAUUUUUCAUAUCAUUGAACAUUUUUGCCUUGGUAGAAGACGUCUUCAUCUUUUUGGAAGGGACAGUACAAUUCGACCAGGCUGGCUUACUGUGGGACCCAAUCUUACCAAUAGCAACUUCAAUGCAGAAACUUAUGCUUCCUAUUUCAGCAUUCCUAAUUCCCCUCUGACGGGAUGUACAGAAGAAAUUGAGAGAUUGCGGCCAAAGUCACCCCCUCCAAAAUCAAAAUCUGAUCGAGGAGGCGGUGCCCCAAGGGGAGGUGGCAGAGGGGGCACUUCUGCUGGCCGUGGAGAGAGAGGCCGAGAAAGAAACCGAUCUACUUUCCGAGGAGAGAGGGGUGGCUUUAGAGGGGGCCGUGGAGGAGCACACAGAGGGGGUUUCCCACCUCGCUAAUUCCAUUGGAAGCCUGACCCCUUUGGUUCCUCUCUUCCUUCUCUAUGUCUGCUGGGGGACUCACUUUAGGAACCAAAGCCAGUCAACUCCUUGCAUCUGGAAACCAUUGGCUACCUCCUGUGUACUUGUCAUUCUUGGCAAGCUUUGUCUGGUUUGUAUUGAAUAGGUGACCAUGCCAUUGGUCGUGUGCAUGUGACUGAGCAGAGAGAAAAAACCGAAGUACAUUAGCCCAGAUGAAAUUAGUCUAGUAAGUUCUAGAUCAGACAAGACCUUUUACUCUGUUUUAAUAGCUGAAGAAAACCUUUAAAGCUAAACUCUGUUACUAGUGCCCAGACAAGGAGCUAACUAAGCCUGCUUGCUGUUAGUUUUCUCAGUCACUUUACUAACAGGCGUAAGAGCUGAUUUGACAUUGAUGAAAUAGAAUGGGAGACUUGCUUCUCAUUUCUGUUUUCUCAGUGUCUUGCUGUAACAGCAAAACCACCAUUAAGAUUUUAUGUUUUAAAUUUUUUUAUUGUUUCAAAGUUAAACAGGUAGUUAGGCAGAAUUUGGCUCUUCAGCAGGUGUAAAAAGCAGAAACUUGUCAGAAGCAUGGAAAUAAUACCUCUUGUGUUUAUCAAUGACUCCUUGUCUUCCUUAAAAGCAUGAAAACUUUCAGAUCAGAUUGAUGAAAUUGGCAGAGACUUGGGCUUGGGCACUCUCAGACUUCCAGUACCUUUUAUAGGUUUUUCUAAGUAAAAGAAAUGAGGAAAACUGCAGAAAUUGACCUAAAGAUUAAUAUGGAUUAUCAGCUGUUUCCUUUACAUAUUCCUGAAAAUGUAAUGCUCAGUAGGAACAAAAGUGGCAUUUGUUUCUUAAAUUUGUUAUGAAAAAUUUAAGGAGAGAUACACAGCUUGUGGGAAGACAUCUGAUUCUACUUAUUGCAGCUGUAUGUUUUGUUUAUAUUUUUUAUGAGAAACUGAUUUGGUAAAUCAUUUAUAUGAGACUUUAUACAACCUAGUUUUCUUCUGUAAUUCAUAUUUUAAAAGAAAUUGCUGACUUUGGGGCAGUGAGAAUGAUUUCAUUGUUAAUUUUGAUAAAUACCAUUUUAUAAUAUUUUGAGUAGGGUUUUUCUUUUAAAUGAAAGGUGAUCAUUAUAAUUACAACUUAAGACACAACAUUUCAGGAGUCUGCUUUCAAGGAGUUGAAUUGAUCUAGUUUCUGGAUAAAAAUCCUGGAAGCUUGAUAGUAAAAGCCUAUUUAGAUAUUACUAACCUUUUGAGCAGGUUGAGAAAAUUCACAGAAACAUGGUUGUUGCGUACCAUAUUAUGUUAAAUCCUUUUUGUCUCAGUUAUAACUUUUUUUUUUCCCCUAACAUGGCCCCUCAGAAACAAAUCUGCUAGGAAGAAAAUUCCUUUUAAUAAAGUCACAACCUGAGUAGAAGUUAGGAAAAGCUCUGGUCUCCUUAGCUCCUUGCUGGAUUGGUGGCAGUGGAAGCAUAUAUCCUGAGAGAGAACAUGACUCAGGACAUAUAGCUGCCUUUCUGGGGGAUCAACUCCUUGCCAUGGGUGAGGGGAGAGUCAAAUCUUUUAUUCAGAAAAGAUGUUCCUACUUGACUUGGGAAUCUCCACUACACCAACAAGGGAGGCAGGUGCAUACUGAACCACUGCUGUGUGCAGCCUUUUUGGCACUGGAGAGGGAUCCGUCCAUCUCUCAGGAGCACAAUUCUUCCUUUCUCCCCAGUGUUAAUCUCUGAUGGACAUUGCUUUGAGAAGGACCUUUAACUUGCCCUCAGCCAGUAACUCCAGGACUUUUAAGAGAAACCCAUAAUGGAGGGUUUGGCUGACUGAAUCUUGUCCAUAGGCUCCAUGAAAUUCCUUAAUCAAAGAGAUGUAUGUAACUUUUGGGGGAACAUUAUCUAAUAUGAAUUUUUUCCAAUGUUUUGAAGUCUCCAAAAAUGAGUUUUGAAUGAGAAUUUGUAAGCCCCUAGGUUUUGAUGAAAUUAGUAGCUCAGUACAAAUCAAUCUCAUAAAAUAACAUACUAAAUUAAUUCUUAGCAGUAGUUGUAAAGAUAGACAUAUGGUGCAACUAAAGUGAAGUUGGAUUACAAUUCCUACACCUCUUCUAGGUUCUUUUUUGGGCUAACUUAAAUGAUAAAGGUUUACAACUUAUCUUCAAGACAAGAGGAAGAAUUGGAACUCUGACUAACACAUCAUUGACUGUGAAUUGGAAGGUCACCCAGGCCAAUCUGUCUGAACAAGGACAAAUUCUGGGAAGAUCCCUACUUUGCAAGAUAGCCUGCCCCACUUUUGAAUCCUAUAAGUUAGGAAGUUUUUUCUAUGCCUUCAGAUGCAAAUCUGCUUCCACUUCCACCCUUUGACUCUAGUCCUGUUUUUAGUGGCUAAGCAGACAAGUCAAAUGAUCACUUCAGAGGGUUGAAUUCCCUCAAGGGGAAGGGGGUCUACUCCCCACCCCUUUUUCUGUAAGGGCAUCAUCCUUUCCCUUUCCCCUGUUCAUCACCCACGUGUGUUCUUCAGCUCUUCACUCUCCCCUUUUCAAACCUUACCUUUUCCUCUCCAAUAUCUCUUGAAUCUGGCCUUUCUUCAUUACUCACUAGGCAACACCUUACUUGAGGCUUUUAUCACUACUAUCAGGACCUUGUAAUAGCUUCUUUAUUGGUCUUCUACCUUAAGUUUCUCCCUAUUUCAAUCUAUUCCACACGGUUACCAAAGUGAUUUUCCUUGGACAUAGGUGUGAUCGUGUCAUUUUCCUUCUCGAUAACUACUGGUGGUUCUCUAUUACCUUUAGGAUCAAAUGUAAACUUCUGUGUUGGGCAUUUAAAGCCCUUCAUAACCUGGCCCUGGCCUAUCUUUCCAGGAUUCUGUUCGUCUCUUAAUCACAUUCUACAGCCUCACCAAGGCUUAGAUAAAUUGUUUAUGAUCUUUAGAGUAUUUUUCAGCUAGGUCUGUACAAAAUGAUUACCCAAAAUAGGGCUUGUUCAGUGCUGUGAAGGACUGGAUUGAUUGGCCAGUUUUGGUUGCUGGAUUCCAAUUUUCAGCACAAAAUUAUUGCCAGCCACACCUGCCCAUGUGACUGAGGAUGUUUGAAAUGCUAUCUUUGGUAGUUUGAAUGGGUACUCUGCUGGGAAGUUGAUUUAGAUGCUGAAGGCUCCUUAUGGUGGGGGAGGGGUGCCAGUCAGAAGCAAUAAACCCUUGCUAGUCAAUAAAUUGCUUCAUCAAUCUUACUGCUUUGGAAGUUUUUCAUUCCACAUUUACAGACAUUUCUUCAGGUCCUUCAUUAAUUUCGUGUAAGGGCUGCCAUCUUGGGCCUUAUGCUGCUGUUGUCCCACAAUGCAUUGUGUCUAGCUGGGAUGGGGAUAGAGGGAGAGGGGUGGAAGAAAGAAAAGAGGAGAGAGGAAGGGGAGGAGAAGAGAGGACAGGAGAGAGACCAGGAAGAGAAGGGAGAAAAAGGAAGGAGAAGCUGUAGCUCCCUUUAUACCUAUUGCUUUGAGCUGCCCCUCCAUGGCCUUGUGGACCAGCUCUUCAAGUUUGGGCCUGUACUCUGUUAUCUUUCUUAAGUGGAAGGUAAUUUCUUCCCCCCCUCUCCCCCAUCCCUUCCAAGAGAAGGAAGAUCUUAACUCUGGAUCUAUUUUUGGUGCUGAGAACUGUCUGGCACCUUAUAAAUGCUUCAUAGUUGUUUUUCUUUCAGCUUCCACCGUUAUCUUCCUUUGCUCCAGUACUCUUUUGUAGAAUGUUCAAUCUUUAGAGAACAUUCUGAAGGAGGGAGAACUUGGGUACUCUGGAGGGAAGUUAGGGAUGGGGUGGAGAUUCUUGGAAUUUCUACCUCUUGGGACAUUUUUUUUUUUGAUGAGGCAGUGUGGGUUAAUUGACUUGUCCAGGGUCACACAGCUAGUAAGUGUCAAGUGUCUGAAGCUGCAUUUGAACUCAGGUCCUGACUCCCUGUGUUCUGUAUGUCACUGUAUGACAUACUGUAUGACAUAGCUGAUCCAGGACAUAAAUUUUAUGAGGAAGUUUGCCUUUAGCACCUGUUUUUUAAUAAAAGUGUUACUCUAUCUUAAAUGGAAUAUCUUGUUUUACUACCGUAGACUUUGGAUUCAAAUUUAAUCUAAAAUGUACAAAGUAGUCCUUGCAAUCAUUAGGGAAAGUUAACUGUAUCCUACUCUCCCUGCCACUAACACCUUUCACUUUAUUCCCUUAUUACCUAAGAAAUCUUAGAAAUAAGUAAAAUGGGUGAGAAGUAGCUGCAGAGUAGGCAGUAGGCCAGUAUCACCAGUUCAACCUGAACUCAGCUGCAUUUGGAGUCAGAAGAUUGGUUCAGAUCUGAUUCUGUAGAUCUUGGCCUAGUUAUUUCACCUCUCCAGACCUCACUUUCUUUAGCUUUUAUAACUUUCUCUCCCAAUGUCUUAUUCCUUUAUCAGUUCAUCCUUAUCAGGUUCUGAGCCCUCAGUCAGCAACUUCCUUUAAACUUGAUGACUAUGCCAAUGUAAUUGUGGGCUUUUCUUUUCUUUUGGAAUUCUGUUUCCCCAAGGGGUCCUAGGACACAAAGGUGAAGAAUUCUUGGACUACAAUCUCCUCCUGAAUUCUCAGGUAACUAGUUCAACUCUACACUAACCACUGUCUCCCUUUAUUCUUGAAUUCUCUGUUUUCUUGCUAAACCACAACCCUGAAUUUCUCCAGUUAUUCACCAGAACUACUCAGGAGUAGUAGAAACGCAGCAUUUCAAUAUUCUCCCCUUUCCAAUCUGUCCUCUACACAGCUGGCAAAUGAUCUUAUGUUUUUGACCAUGGCUUACUGCUGUUUUUCCAAGUCUAUAAUAACUUCCUGUUACCUCUAGGAUCAAAUGUAAAGUACUAAUUGGCAUUUUAAAGCCCUUCCAAUCUUUAUAAUCUUAUGUAUUACUCCCCUGUAGUGCCCUCUAUAUAUAGCCUAUGUGCUGUUCCUCACAUGAAGCCCCAUCCCCUAUUUCAACUUCCCCCAUUCCAGAAGAGCAGUCCUUCCUCACCCCUGUCUCACUGAAUCCCAGCUCAGCUCAAGUGCCAUCUUUUUAACAGCUUUUCCCAGCUCAGCUCAAGUACCAUCUUUUUAACAGCUUUUCCUAACCCACUCAGUAGCCACUGUUUUUCUAAGGAUAUCUUCCAUCUAUUUGGGAUGUAUCUUGUAAUUUACAUAUACAAGUCCUCAUUGCAAUAUAACUUUCUUGAAGUCAGGGUUUAUUUUUGCUUUUUGUAUGGUGCUUAGCCCAGUAGGAAGUGCUUAAUAAAUACUUGGUUGAUUAAAACAAUCAGACAAACUUUCCUUAGGGGCCCUUCCACCUCUAAGCUUGGGAGACUGCUACCAAAUCCAGAUCUCCCUGACUUUGGGUCUAUAAUUUUUAUAUUCCAGUGACUUCUGAAAAAGCACACAACAUUUGGUUAUUUCCAGUGUUGAAGGUAUUCAGUUUAGACUUGAAGGAAAUAAAAGACUCAGGUACAGAAAACACAAUUCUUUGUUUGAGGAAUCAUUGCAUUGCUUACUUAGCACCCCAGCAUUUUAAAUGCAUAUUAUUCUUUAUCAUUUGAAUUGAGGUUUUAAUUCAAGGGGCAUGGAAUAGUAAAGGAGUUUAUAACUUGAAGAGAAACUGGAGUUUUCUGAUUUUUAACCCCCUUCUCCCUCUAAGCCUUCUUUCUAUUUUUAGUAUUGGUCGAAUUUAACUCCAGUAGGAUAUAGCAAUUUGAUUCAAAGGAGCAAUAAGUGUGGUUCAGAUAUAAGACCAUUAGAUUUGAUGUCAGAGGAUUUGGAUUCAAAUCCCAGUUCGCCUUAAUAGACAUAGAACUUGGGCAGGUGACUUCACCUGCCUUUUUGAGCCUUCAUGUCUGUAUCCAUAAAAUGGGGAUAGUCCUAUUUUUACAUUUCCUACUUCAAAGGAUUGUUAUGAAAACCAAAUGAGAUGAUAACAUGUGAAAGUAUGCCAGAAAUGGAUUUGUAAUUGUGAAUUGUGAUGUUAAUCCCAAGGACCCAUCAGAUCAAAGGAUUUUAGUGAGAACAGGGAAAUAUGGGAAAGUUUUUUUUUUUUUUUUUCCAAAAAGAAAGGGCACAAACAUAUGAUGAAAAUGUUUUAAUAAAAUUCAUUUCAUUUUGGUUAUGUUUUAAACUGCUGGUAAAAAUCCCUUAGGUUUUAGUACAUAAUGAAUUGCACUUAAAAUGACAAAUGUUUUUCUUUCCUUAGUUAAAUAUGUAGAAUGAACCUAUUAAGGCUUAUUCUCUGCAGUUAGUUUGAGUUGGGAAGAGUCACCAACCACAGGGAUGGAGCUGCCUUGCAAUAGGGUGGUAGAGAGGCAGCCAUGUUCCCGUUUUUUUCAGCAAUAGCACCUGCACAACAGGAAGGCAGUGCAGGAGCCUGAGGUGUUCAAAGGGCUGUGGUCCAAAUAAAAUUAGGAGACCUUAGCAUCAAGAGGAAUUGAAGGCAACUUGAUUCUUCCACUGGUGGUUGGAUAAAAUUUUUCAGAAGAUCACAGUCCCUUCAAAACAGGAUGUAUAAAUGAAGUCCAAAUGGUUUCCCUAUGUGGAAUAAGCCCAAUUUGUGGCUGUUUCCCCUAGGGAUUAGUGGAGCUCUACCUGCAUCUACGCCAGUCAGGUUGGUAGAAUUCUUUAAUCCACAUGUGUCUGAUGAAUAUUAAUGCAGUGAAGCUACACCCUGCACCUCUGUCAAGCCAGUUAGUAGAAAAGACUGGCUCCAAGUGGGAUGGAGGGGACAAUUGGGUCCUAAAAGAGGAAAACCUUUAACUCAGAGUAACAAAUCCUAUAAUUUAAUAAGCAGUUUCGACUUUGUAAAGAAUUUUUUAAAAAAUUGGCAGAAUAAAAUAAAAUUAAAAAUUGGCAGAAUUAAAAAAAUUUUUUAGAAAGUUUAAUUGUGGACACAAUAUUCUGUAAGAAAUGACUAGCAAGUUCUGUGUUGAGUCUAUUUAACAAAUAACUUUGAGAACCUUUCCUUCCCCUUUUAUUUUUUGAAUUGUGAUUUUGGUCAAGGGAAUGCUUAGGAGCUACCCAUGCUGGUAUGUACCUUAACUAUUUAAAAGUUUUGAGAAUUGCUUGGGUAUACUGAAAGAUUAAUUGACACACCAAGAAUCACACAGUCAAUAUGUUUCAGCAGCAGGACUUGGACCCAGAUUUUUCUAAGUCAAAGACCAACUCUAUUCACUAUGUCAGACUGCUGCUCUUUUUAGUUUCUAAAGCCCAGAGUUUGACUUUUUUUAAAUUUUUUUUUUAACCUUUGAGCUUAAUGCUGCCUAUAUUUAAUGAUGAGAUUCAUAUGAAGUGAUCUAUCUCUUAUUAAUUAAGAUCCCUUUAUAUACAGGUAGAAACUUUCAGAAUUGUACAAAGAAUCAUUAAGAUUAUUGACAGUUUGGGGACAAAAUAAG